This is a messenger RNA of Oppiella nova, 708 nucleotides long. The record is from the annotation of a GenBank genome assembly. Lineage: Eukaryota; Metazoa; Arthropoda; Arachnida; Sarcoptiformes; Oppiidae.
AUGACAAGUGAAACUCAAAUUAAAGUUUGUCUCGUUUGUGGUGACAAGUCAACGGGCAAUCAUUUCGAUGCACAGACUUGCGAAUCGUGUAAAUCAUUCUUCCGUAGGAAUGCUCUGAAAAAUGCGAACUUAUUUUAUUCGGAUGAACAAAAACAAUUGAGAAAAUCUAUUAUUGAAGGCAAUAGAAAACGAAAAGCAAAUGAAAUGACAGAAACUAGUGAUGAAAGUGUUUCUUCAACUCCCAGUCCAUCACUGCAAACAUCCGAUGAUAUUAUUUUUGAUGACAUCUGUUAUGAUGAAAGUCAGACCUCUUCAGACGUGUCAAUAGAUAAUAGUUUUGACAACUUUUCAAUCAAUACAAAUACUUGUGAUUUGGAUCAAUCAGUCAUACCUAUCACGAGACCCAUCACUGAUUACAGCAAUAACUACAAUGAAUUAGAGGGCAAUAAAUUGAAUGAAUUAUUGGAUGCCCUCAAGAUUUUUGAGAUUCCUGUGACCACUACUGAACAACCAGAUAACAAGCCAAUUGUUGUAAGAUUGGACUUGUUCAAAGUGACACCUUUCGAUACGUCAGCACUUAGUCCCUAUAGUAAUCACAAGAGUUUUCUCGAGAAUAUGGGACUCGACUGGGAUUCAGACACUCUUAUUAUAGACUUGGUGUCCACAACUUCUGGUGUGCUAUCCAGUCAAGGCUAUCAUAAGGCUUAA